AUGAGUUCAAGAAAAAAUCAUGAUAUUCUUGAAAUGUAUACCAUUGAUGAGGAUGAUAAUUUAUCUGGAAAAAAUUUUGAUACUCUUACUGUUACAUCAACUGAAAUUAAUUUUACCCCAAAAAUUGGUAAAUUUGGAGCACCAAAAUGUGUAUGUAUAAGUUCAGUUGCUGCAUUAAUAGCAUUUUGUUUUGGUAUGAUUUUAUUUACCACAGGAAUAUGUAUUUUAAUAUUUUGGGAUCAAGAACCAACAAUUCAUCCAUUGGGAUAUACUUUAAUGGGUAUUGGUAUAAUAUUAUUUACAAUGGGUAGUUGUAUGUGGAUAUCUGAAUUUGUCUGUGGAAAUUGUUUUGGUAAAAUUUAUCAAAAAGUUAGAGAAGCACCAAUGAAAAAUGCUAUAAAAAGAAGAGAAAAAAUAAUAGCUUCAAGAAUGAGUCAAGGUAGUCAAGCUCGAAUGAUUAAUUCCAGGUGUGGUAGUAGACUUUCUGUUAAUUCUUUAUCCUCAACUUCUACUAUAUCUCAUAAUCCAAAAGGUAUCUCUUCUAAUGGUGAUAAAAAAAUUUAG
Molecule: messenger RNA, 564 nt
Organism: Strongyloides ratti
Lineage: Eukaryota; Metazoa; Nematoda; Chromadorea; Rhabditida; Strongyloididae
Exons: 2
Coding region: 1-564 (187 amino acids)
Source: RefSeq, a predicted model, not a curated record